AUGGCCGAGCCGCUGUACAUUGGGCUUGAUUUGAGCACACAACAGUUAAAAUGCAUUGUUCUGGACCUGGAAUGCAAAGUUAAAUUGACAAUCGCAGUCAAUUUUGAUAAGGAUUUGCCGCAAUUUGGAACGAACAAUGGCGUUCAUCAAAACGGUGAUGUUGUCACAAGUCCGGUGUCUUUAUGGCUGGCCGCUGUUGAUUUGUUAUUUACGAAAUUGGCCAAAAGCGGCGAGAUCGAUUUGCGUAAUGUUCGAGCGAUUUCCGGCUGUGGACAGCAACAUGGAACGGUCUAUUGGAGUGAGCAAGCUGAAAGUAUCCUCGCGUCGGAACUUCCCCUAACCAGCGAGGAAUUUUUGAAUGCUUUCACCAAAAUCGAUUGUCCCAUUUGGAUGGAUUCAAGCACUGGAGAGCAAUGCGAUAGACUCGAAUCAAAAGUUGGAGGAAAACUGGUCCUCGCUCAAAUCACCGGCUCGCGUGCAUAUCAUCGUUUCAGUGGUAGCCAAAUUGCUAAAGUUGCGCAGUACGAACAAGAUGUGUAUUCUAAGACGCAGAACAUAUCAUUGGUAUCCUCAUUCCUCGGUUCGUUACUCAUCGGGAAAAUCGCGCCAAUCGAUUACGCAGAUGGGAGCGGGAUGAAUAUUUUGGAUAUUCACGCCAGGACCUGGAGUCAGGAUUGUCUGAAAGCUCUUGCUCCACUUGAUACUUGUUCCGCUAAAUUUGCUGAGGAGCUGAAGCUGAAGCUUGGAGAUCCAGUUUCGUCGUAUGAAACUUUGGGAAAGAUUUCCAAACCUCUAGCAGGAAAGUAUGGAUUUAGCCCUGAUUGUCAGAUUUUAGCAUUUACUGGCGAUAAUCCAGCGUCUUUGGUCGGGUUGUGCGUCGAUGAAGAAACCUUACUGAUAUCUUUGGGUACUAGCGAUACAGCAAUGUUCACAACUAAAUCGCCCAAUGCUUGCACGGAUGGUCAUCUCUUUGUCCAUCCAAAUGCCGAGGGUUGGAUGGGAAUGGCUUGUUUUAAAAAUGGUAGCUUAACAAGGGAGCGGAUCCGGAAGUCAAUCGGCUUUGAAUGGGUUGAUCUCAAUGCGAUUCUAGCCAAAACCGAUUCAGGAAAUGGUGGCAACAUUGGUUUUUACUAUGAUCAUAACGAAAUUGCGCCUCCAAUCAAGGCUGGAGAUUAUCGAUAUCCUGUUGAAAAUCGCGCUAAGUUCACCCCAGAAAUAGAAAUCCGCGCUGUCCUCGAGGGUCAAUUCAUCUCCAAGCUCGUCUAUGCAAAACGAUUAGGUUGGAAUGGGAAAGGCAAAAUCGUUGUAACUGGAGGAGCGUCUAUAAAUUCUGCACUUCUUCAACUGAUCGCCGACAUUUUUGACUUGCCGGUGUUCACAAUCGCAGUCCCAGACUCAGCGGCCUUGGGCGGAGCAUUGCGUGCAAGAUACGGCAAAGAACUCGGCACAACAAAAAUCACAGGCUUCGAGGCAACGAACAGGGUGGAGCCCCGAGGAUUGAGAGAUGUGUACAAAACAUUGAUCGAGAAAUACGAGGAGUUAGAAGUGAAAUUGAGGAAGGAGCAUGGAUUCCAGGAA
Messenger RNA from Mesorhabditis spiculigera, 1578 nucleotides. NCBI's taxonomy places the organism in Eukaryota, Metazoa, Nematoda, Chromadorea, Rhabditida, Rhabditidae. The record is from the annotation of a GenBank genome assembly.